[Torrubiella] hemipterigena is the source of this 276-nucleotide messenger RNA. The record is from the annotation of a GenBank genome assembly. Lineage: Eukaryota; Fungi; Ascomycota; Sordariomycetes; Hypocreales; Clavicipitaceae.
AUGUCACGCGCUUCCAAGCUCACGCUACUGGGCACGUCACUCUUUGCCGUCUCGACAGUCGCAUUUGUCCACUUCCAGCAACAAGCAGAGCAAGCAGCGAUGCAUGAAGGCGUGGUUCGAGAUAUGGAGCAGCAGCGCAUAAAGAAGGAGCGACAACUCGAUUUCGACAUGCAACGCGAGCUCGAGAAAGAAUACAAGCGACACCAAUCUGUCCAUAGUACGAUCGAGCCGUCAGCGCCCCCCGGCGGACAAGGGAAUGGUCCAGCCUCGAAGUAG